Messenger RNA from Ixodes scapularis (black-legged tick), 1030 nucleotides. RefSeq names its product sulfotransferase ssu-1. The coding region runs from base 101 to 1030 and encodes 309 amino acids. Gene Ontology annotation, molecular function: sulfotransferase activity. Lineage: Eukaryota; Metazoa; Arthropoda; Arachnida; Ixodida; Ixodidae. The transcript has 2 exons. The record is from RefSeq and is a predicted model, not a curated record. Gene Ontology annotation, biological process: sulfation. Gene Ontology annotation, cellular component: cytoplasm.
UCACGUUCUCCGAAUACCAGCUUCGAUCAGCUUCGUGCUUCCUUCGGUAUCCCACGCACAUUCCGAGGUAUACCUCCGAUCACAACGACUUUCGACCACUAUGAACCGUCAGCGCCGAGUUCCGCUCUCUCAAUUCGUCGAUGGCAUCAGAUGCUCUCCUUUCGUCCCUCCCGCUAUGGCCCGCAAGGCUGCCGUUUACAGACCGGGCGACGGAGACAUAAUCGUCGUGACCUACCCCAAGAGCGGGACCCAGUGGACGAUGCAGAUCAUCCAACUCAUCCUAGGUCGCGGACAGGGCGCGACCAGCUUUCUCGACUUAAUCAGACGAUCUCCCCGCCUGGAAAACCACGGUCCGGAGGCCCUAGAAGGCUUGCCUUUGCCGAGGAUGGUGACGACCCACCAAAAACUGCUCCUGAAGAACUUUAACGACAGGGCAAAGUACGUGUACGUCGCUCGGAAUCCGUGGGACACGUGUGUGUCGCUCUACCAUUUCAUGCGGGGCAUAACCGAGUUCCAGUUCGAAGACGGCACGUUCGACGACUUCUUCGAGGCUUUUGUGACGGGCGACCUAUGUUACGGGGACUACUUCGGUCACGUGCUCCACGGGUACGCCCGCAAGGACGACCCGAACGUCUUUUUCUUCACGUACGAGCAACUGAAAGCGGAUACCCCGGGAAUGAUCCUGAAACUCGCCUAUUUUCUGGGUGAAGAGUACGGAAAGAUGCUCGAGGGCGACCAAAAUAUGUUUCGGGAGAUCUUGAACAAAAGCAGUUUCGACUUCAUGAGCCGUGUCCUGGAGCCUGGAGCGGAGGUUACUUCGGCGGUCUUGUGUGAUUUGUCCACACCUAUGGGCAAGGGCAACAAUAUCAGUACCAAGAGGAAUGAAGAGAAUGGCUUUAGGUUCUUUCGGCGAGGAAAAGUGAAUGGUUGGAAGGAGUUAUUUACACCGGAGCAAACCCAACGCAUGGAAACCAGGAUUGACGAGAUGACUUUGGGCACAGAUCUCAUGCACAUAUGGAAUGAGAAGUAA